GUUUUACGUCGUCUCAACCCAUAUAACGACUACAUUGAGAAAGUGUUUUAGUGUGAGCAAUUUACAACUUGAUAAUUACAUUGCUUAAUAUCGAAAUGGAAAGUACGAAGGAAGGAAGAGUUCUUCCUGCUGAAAGAAAUCCUUUAUAUGACGACGAUACGAUAGAUUAUUCUACUUUGAUCAGCAAAUGCCGCUCGCAGGUGAUUGAAUUCCCGGAUGGACCGGCUACUUUUGUUCGUCUCAAGUGCAACAAUCCUAAUUCCAAGCAACCACAUUUUCUGAUGCGUAUGGCCAAGAAUUCUAAUAUAAGCGCAACCUCUAUGUUCCGUUCUGCUUUCCCGAAAGCUAAGCAAGAGGAAGAAGAUUCUGAGAUGGAAUGGAUCCGUGAAAACCUAAACCCUGUCGAGGAAAAGCAGGUUUCUGGUUUAUGGGUCUCUCCCAAAGACUCAUUAACUUUAGCCAAGGAUUAUGGUAUGACUCCUUUUAUUAAAGCACUAUUGGAGGCUUCCACAACUCCUUCUACUUACGCUACUCCUGCUCGCUCUCAUCCAACCGAAGCUCGUCAACCAGCAGGUGCUAGCCCUUCAACUCUAGACAAGUCCUUCAAGACGAAAUCCUCGCAAAAUUCAUUAAAAUCUUCUGAAUCUCCCAUAAAGUCAGUCUUUCCUAAAAUUGGAAAAUCCGAAAAAGAUAGUCAGGAGGUUCUGACCAAGAAAAACGAUAUCAACAAACCCACUUCUUCUCCCACAGCUAGUUCUCCUGCUUCUUCUUCUGCUUCGACUGGUGCUGUUCCCAAUGACGAAGAACAGAAAGCGGAAUCGGAAGAGCAAGGAAAAAUUGAUAAGAAACAAGAAGAAACCGACAUUUCAGAGAAGCCUUCGCAUGAAGAGCCGAAGAUGCAAAAAAAAUCAAAGGAUGAGAAUUCAGAUUUGAAGGAUAAAGAAGAGGUAAAAGAAGAAGACGAAGAAAAGAAACCUUUUUCGGAUAUUUCUAGGAAAGUUCGGACUCCAGUGAGACCUUCAGAUCUCUUGGGAAAAAUUCGAUCCGAUGUAAACCGUCGUGUUUCAGAUGUAACACAACAGGUGAAAAAGCCUUUAGAAGCUUUCGAAAAGAAAGCCAUGACUUCCAUCCACCUCCCUCAUCCAUCUAUUCCUGGUUCAAAAAAGAGAAGUCGCGAUGAGUAUGAAGAAACCCAACCAAAAGAGAGCAAUGAGGCUGCUAUGGUACCUGUUAAGAAAUCCAGGAUUUCGAAGCUGGAAACAGAGAUUCACUAUGAAAAGAGAAAAGUCCGUGCUUUAACGGGUAUUGUUGUUGGUUUAGGUGCUGGAGCGAUACUUCCAUUUCUUUUCUAAUAUUAAUGAUAUAUAGAAAGGUUUGGAUGAAAGAACUUGUAAAUUCAGUCAGUUGAUGCGGUCCUAUGUAUUAGGUUUUAUUAUACCAAGAAGCAAGCGUAUGCGCGUCUGUUAGAUGAAGGAAUUGUUAUCGUAUUUAAUGCAGAAUGGGGAUUUCCCUUAAUGAUUACUCAAUCUUUACUGUAAGUUUUAGUUAUUCGGGAAUAAAAAAGCUGUGCUUUUUUUAACAAACUCAAUUGAUUAAUUUAUUCAAAACAGUUUAAAACUCUGUACUGUAUUAAUUUGAAAAUUUG
This is a messenger RNA of Schizosaccharomyces octosporus yFS286, 1645 nucleotides long. RefSeq names its product bouquet formation protein Bqt4. NCBI's taxonomy places the organism in Eukaryota, Fungi, Ascomycota, Schizosaccharomycetes, Schizosaccharomycetales, Schizosaccharomycetaceae. The transcript has 6 exons. The record is from RefSeq and is a predicted model, not a curated record. Gene Ontology annotation, molecular function: DNA binding. Gene Ontology annotation, cellular component: nuclear membrane complex Bqt3-Bqt4. Bases 96 to 1352 code for a protein of 418 amino acids. Gene Ontology annotation, biological process: mitotic telomere tethering at nuclear periphery; meiotic attachment of telomere to nuclear envelope.